AUGGCGGGCUACAGAGCAGAUGAUGAUUACGAUUACCUAUUCAAGGUGGUUCUAAUCGGCGAUUCGGGUGUUGGAAAGUCCAAUUUGCUUUCUCGAUUCACCAGGAACGAGUUUAGCCUCGAGUCUAAAUCCACGAUCGGUGUCGAGUUCGCGACUCGUAGCUUGAAUGUCAAUGACAAAGUCAUCAAAGCCCAGAUUUGGGAUACUGCUGGUCAAGAGAGGUACCGAGCAAUCACUAGCGCGUACUACAGAGGAGCCGUUGGGGCGCUUCUUGUCUACGAUGUAACGAGACACUCGACGUUCGAAAACGUUGAGAGAUGGCUAAGGGAGCUCCGUGACCACACCGACCCAAACAUAGUCGUGAUGCUCGUGGGGAACAAGUCCGAUCUUCGACAUCUAGUGGCGGUUCAGACCGAAGAUGCGAAAUCUUUUGCGGAGAACGAGUCGCUCUACUUCAUGGAGACUUCAGCUCUUGAAGCUACUAAUGUUGAGAACGCGUUCUCUGAAGUGCUCACUCAGAUUUACCAUGUUGUGAGCAAGAAAGCGAUGGAGGCUGGUAAUGAUUCGAGCUCCGGGAAUGCUCCUUCGAAAGGAGAGAAGAUCGAUAUUGAUGUCUCCGCUGUGAAGAAAACCGGUUGCUGCUCGAAUUGA
Microthlaspi erraticum is the source of this 651-nucleotide messenger RNA. The record is from the annotation of a GenBank genome assembly. NCBI's taxonomy places the organism in Eukaryota, Viridiplantae, Streptophyta, Magnoliopsida, Brassicales, Brassicaceae.